AUGGCGGGCGGGGGGCGGCUGCACGACCUGGACCUCAGCGCCGAGGAGGCCGAGCGGCUCCAGCGCGCCUUCCGCGACGAGCGGUUCCGUGAGCUCUUCGCCGAGUACGCGGCCGAGCUGAACGACCCCGAGCAGCGGCGGCUCUACGAGGAGGAGGUGGCGGCGCUGGAGCGGGAGCGCGGCGUGGAGGUGCGCUUCGUGCACCCGACACCCGGCUUCGUGCUGCGGACGAGCCAGGAGGGYUCCCGCCGCUGCUACAUCAAUGUCUGCAGCAACGCGCUGAUGGGGGAACCGCGGGCCCGCAACGAGCGCGGCGGGCAGCGCUGGGAGCUGCCCUACAGCCUGGCCCCGGGCCGCGAGGAGCUGCGCCCCGCCGGCCGCCGCCGCCUCCUGUACGAUGUGGUGUUCCACCCGGCCGCCCUGCGCCUGGCCGCCCGCAGCGCCCGCUUCCGCCGCCUGCUCUGCGACACGGCGCUGGAGGCCGUGGAGAAACAGUGCGGGGUGCAGCUGGACCGCACCAACGCCACCGUGCUGAGAGGAGUCUCCUACAAGGGCAYCCCGCAGGCGCCCGUCAUCCGCUCCCCGCUACCCGGCGGCGCCCCAAAGCCGCCCGACGACGGAGACUCCCCGCUGCCGCCCUUCCCCUUCCCGCCUGCCGCUCCCCCGGUCCCCGCCGCCGGAGGCUCCUCGCCCGCCGCGCCUCCGCCGCCCUCCGGCCCCACCACGCCGCGCUGGAGCAUCCGCCACCGCUCCUACGUGGACCUGCAGGACCACCGCUGCUGCCGCGACUCGGCGCCCAGCCCGGUGCCCCGGGAGCUGGUGGUGACGGUGGAGCUGCCGCUGCUGCGCUCUGCCGAGCAGGCGGAGCUGGAGAUCCGCGGGCGGGAGCUGUGGCUGGACUCGCAGAGUCCCGCCUAUCGCCUGCGGCUCCGCCUCCCCUACGCCGUAGACGAGCGCGGCGGGYGGGCCACGUUCAACCGGGCCCAGCGGCAGCUGCAGGUCACGCURCCCGUGGUGCCGCCGCCCGGCCCGCGGGAACCGCCGGCCCCGGUCGGGGAGAGGCUGGAGGAGACCGAGCCCACUGCCGAGGGGCCGGCAGAGCUGACGGAGGCGGGCGGCGGGGCGGUUCCUCUCCCGGAGCACGGCAGCGCGGCCCGGAACACGUGGGGCGGCGGGGAGCGCGGUGAUCCACCCGCCGAGCCCAUCGCUGAACCUCCCGCUGARCCACUUUGCGAUCCUCCCUCUGAGCCAUCCGCUGGUCCAUCUGCCGAUCCUUGUGCAUCCCCCGUAGAACCACUUUGUGAUCCACCCGCUCGUCCCGCUGAACCCCCUGCUGAUCCAAGCUCUGAACCCCUUACUGACUCGUCUGCUGAACCCCUCGCUGAACCUUCCACUGAUCCAGCCUCUGAACCUCCUGCUGAACCCCCUGGUGCUCCAACCACUGAACCCUUCCCCGAACCCACCAGUGACCCCCUCGCUGAUCCCCCCACCGAGCCCCCUGCCCCCUCCGCUGCUGCCUCCCCCAUCGCCAGCCCCGAGCCAGCCGUGCCCAGCGGGGACACCCCUCCGCAGCCCUCAAAGGGCCACCCCGGCCCUCAGAUGGCCACCACCACGUGCCCUCCCUUCCAUGCCCGGCAGGACGAGGCAUCCAUCACCCUGCUGGUGCUGGUGCCCGGCAUCCAUCCCCACAGCCUGUGCGGGGAYGUGGGCACCCAUCACUACAGCCUCCGCUUCUGCACCGACAGCGGCCCCUUCGCCCUGUUCCUGCAGUUCCCUCCCGCUGCCAGCCUGCUGUCCCCCGAGAGCAGCGUCAGCAUCUCUGCCCACAACGCCGUCGUGGGGCUCGCCAAAGCCCCCGGCAGCACCGGGCUCUGGGACAAGUUCAGCUUCGGGCUCGGCCCCUCCGCUCUGCAGGAAAGAUUGUUUGUCAGUGAAGAGAACAUUGAUGGAUUUCUGGGUGCUGCUUUCUGCCCUUCCCCUUGCUCCCAAUCAGCAGGGGAAAGCCAGGCUUUAAUUGAAGUGCUGGAUGUUACUGAGGACAGAAUUCAAAUCAGGGUGGAGCCACAGGAACGUGAUGGAGAAGGAACACUUGGCAGCUCAGGGGGAGCAAAAACCAACAGCAACCCCGAAACAAAGGCAGAAACAAAGUGUCCUGCAGCUGAGGAACGUGCUGCGGGAUCCACCCCAGCUGAAACAAUAGGAAAAGUAGGCUCCAGUUCACAGCAUUGUUUGCAGCCUGAACCUCCUGACAGCGGUUCAGCCAUUCCUGGCCACUCGGGGAGAAAAGAGCCCGAUUUAGAAAAUGCUGCUACAGCAGGAGAMACAGCCCCGGUGCCGGGAUCUGGAAAACAAGAAUUGCUGGAGGGGAUGCCAGGAUCCCCCAUCCUGCGGGAAGUGAACCCUGAGGAUGGCAGCGAGAGGAUCCUGCGGGAUCACCGAACGCACUGCCCCAUCACUUUUCACAAUUCUUUGCUCUAUGACUUGGAUUAGUUUCAUUAUUUUAGGAUUUCCUUGUGUUGUUUGAUUCUCGCUGCGAUUUCCACUUUUCAGAGCAGCCCGUGAAACUGGUUCAACAUCAAAACCUUACAAUUUUCAGAGUUUAACAAUUUUCUAAUCACUAAUUUUACUGAUGAAAAAGUUGCAGUUYGAGGUGACUCUGAGCUCCUGGAAAAAGAUGUAUCUUUAUUGUUUACAUAAAUUUUUUAUUCUCUUCCCACGUUUCGGGGAUUAUUUGUAUAUAUSCUUGGUCUAAUGGCUCCCACGGGAAUUAAGCAGUAUUCAUCAUUUUCCAAACCUUUCAUUUGGUGAUAACUGCAGGAUUAGACUCGCAGUGAUUCUCAGCAAUCAAACGAAAAUUUCUAAUUACCCAGAGAAGUUCUAAUUAGUCUCCUAGAAAUAAUCAGCAUUUAUACCCUGCAUUCCCUGCUAGUGCUGUGCUUUGGUUCUGCAGCACCCAGAUAUCCCCCAGCUCAACAAAUUCCACUGCAUAGGAACAUCCUCUGGGUGCAUGUCUGCUCUGCAGUAUUUACAGUUGGUGAAAUGRAUUCUCUUUAUCCACAUUAGAUUUAUUUUUCACAGUUUCCCUUGAGUUUCAGCGUUUCUCACCUCUCUAAAGCACAAUAACCAAGAGAACACAUCUAAUAAUAAACUUCCCGUUCCCCUUUCUCAYUGCUGCUGAACUGUUUUCUCUCACUUCUGUUUUCUUUAGAGUGCUGCAGGACACAGAGGUGCUUUAGAGAGUUAAAUUUGUCUCUGCUGGGCUAAGCUGAACCCCCAGCAGCUUUUUGGGAAAGGUCUGCCAGAGCUGAGGCACCAGCAACAGCCCUGACCCAGCACAACACAACACGGAGCAACCGCAUUGCAAAAUUGUAGUUAAAUAACCCCUGGAAAAGGGAAAAAGCAGCAUUUUCUUUCUCUAACAUAUUUAUCUGUCUUACAAAGAGCUGCUGAGGUGCUUCUGCCACGGCUGUGGUUCAAAGAGGAGCAGCAUUAAAGCAGCAUCAACAAACAGCUCCAUGGCUCCAGCUCAGCCCAGUCCCACCACACAGCAGCAGUUUUUACACAGCUGAUGAAUUCGAAAGCAACUUUUUUUUUCUCUAAAAAAUCCAAACAAAAGAGGUGUUGUGCCACCAGUUCGCUACUCUUUUUUUCUGCCUCAAUUAAUGAGUAUCAUUAAAAAUUUAAUGAAGUUAAAUGCACGCUGCUAGAAGGGGUGAUGGCACRUGUCCAGCCCUCGGGAUUAAAGAGAAACUCCCCCCUCCUUCCCAUCCUGACUUUUUAGGAACAUGAGAUGACAUCAUCUUUUUGCUGACAAUCAAGAACUUCUCUAGGCUUACAAAA
Molecule: messenger RNA, 3840 nt
Organism: Malurus melanocephalus (red-backed fairy wren)
Lineage: Eukaryota; Metazoa; Chordata; Aves; Passeriformes; Maluridae
Gene: DNAAF2
Product: dynein axonemal assembly factor 2
Exons: 3
Coding region: 1-2490 (829 amino acids)
Biological process (GO): axonemal dynein complex assembly
Cellular component (GO): cytoplasm
Source: RefSeq, a predicted model, not a curated record